This is a messenger RNA of Xyrauchen texanus (razorback sucker), 5406 nucleotides long. It is a transcript of the gene smpd4, whose product is annotated as sphingomyelin phosphodiesterase 4. NCBI's taxonomy places the organism in Eukaryota, Metazoa, Chordata, Actinopteri, Cypriniformes, Catostomidae. Gene Ontology annotation, molecular function: sphingomyelin phosphodiesterase D activity. The record is from RefSeq and is a predicted model, not a curated record. Gene Ontology annotation, biological process: ceramide biosynthetic process; glycerophospholipid catabolic process; sphingomyelin catabolic process.
AACCGCCAUAAAACAGUAAAGAAGAAGACUCUUGUUGGAUGUGAGCGCGGAAUUUAUUCUAUGAACAAAUAUAUACAUAUCACGUGUGAGGUUUGCUGUUGAUCUGUGGACCGAUAAGAUAUGCAUUUUGAGAGCAGAGGAGUUUUCAUGGCUGCGCCUGCUCUACAACAGCCCAGUUUCCUUCUGGCCAAUUUAAAAGCAGACUGGACCAAUAAACCUCUUCUUCAAAGGUGUCACGAGUUGGUCAAAAUAAUAGAUGAUUACCCUGCUAAGGAGCUGCAUGGAAUUUUUCCCUGGUUGGUGGAGAGUGUGUUUGGAAGUCUGGAUGGAAUCCUUACUGGCUGGAAUCUUAGAUUUUUGCAUGCCCGCUCAACUGAGUACAACAUCGUCAUGGACUUCCUGGAUCCAAGUGGCCUGAUGAUGAAAUUAGUGUACAAACUACAAGCUGAGGAGUACAAAUAUGAGUUUCCAGUCAGUUAUCUGCCGGGUCCUAUUAAGUCAUCCAUUCAGGCCGGAGUUCUUCCAGAUUGCCCUCUGUUUCAUAAUAAAAUUCAGUUCCCAAUGUCAGGCCUUCUAUUACUCAAUCCUUUUGAAUAUUAUAUGUUCAACUUUGCCUCCAGUCUCAAUGCACCAAAGAACUACCCCCCAGGGCCACAUAGCAGUUGCUCAGACAGUGCAUACUUUGUGCUUGUUGACAACUACCUCAAGUACUUCCUCCCUACAGAGGGCAAUGUGCCUCCAUCGCCUUUCUCAGACACAAGGGGCACUGUAGCCUCUCCUGCUCCAAGGUCUUCCAAUGUGCCUUAUGUUGGAUAUGGUGGUCACAGCAGCAGUCUAUUGAAGCGUCAUAUAACCCAUCAGCCCUCAGUCAAUGCAGACCCUGCCGCUCAUGAGAUCUGGAGGUCAGAGACACUUCUGCAGGUGUUUGUGGAAAUGUGGCUCCAUCACUAUUCUCUGGAGAUGUACCAGAAGCUGCAGUCUCCUCAGGUGAAGCUGGCGUUGUUGCAGUACCACCUCAGUAUGUCCAGCGCUGUGCCAACCCCCACCCCACCAGGCUCUGGGACCCUCCACACAUACCAAGAGCCCUUCAUUCCUUCGGAAGAGCACGUCCUUGUUGUACGUCUCCUGAUUAAGCAUCUACAUGCCUUCUCCAGCAGCCUGAAGCAGGAGCCAAUCUCCACCUCACCCUCCGCCCACUCCCAUGGCAGUCCCCUGGAGGAGCUCAAACGUGUGGUGGUGCAGAGGUUUGUUCAGCAGAAGCUGUAUGUCUUCCUACAACACUGCUUCGGACACUGGCCUUUGGAUGCCUCUUUCAGAGCGGUAUUAGAGACAUGGCUUAGUUACAUUCAACCCUGGAGAUACACUGGAGAAAAAAACAAUCAACAUGCAGAUGGGCAGAACAAAACUGUUCCUGACAAAUGGGCAUCAUUUGUCCAGGAGAAUCUGCUUAUGUACACAAAGCUUUUCCAGGGUUUUUUGAAUCGAGCCAUGCGGACAGACUUGGUCAAUGCCAAAAAUGCCCUGAUGGUCUUUAGGGUAGCCAAAGUCUUUGUUCAACCAAACCUAGCAGAGAUGAUCCAGAAAGGAGAGCAGCUGUUCUUGGAGCCAGAGCAUGCUAUCCUGCAACGACAAAACCGUGUCUUUCUAACACCUUCACAUGGUGGCAGCUUCCUUUCUUCCCGCCAGCCGAUGGGAACAGACACCGUCUUCAAGGUCAAAAGUCAUGUGUACAGCCUGGAGGGGCAGGACUGCCAAUACAAGCUGAUGUUUGGCCCUGAUCUACGAAAUACCGUAUUAAAACUGAUCCAGAUUAUCGCCCAAGCCAGACAGACAGCUAAACGGAUAUCGGAUCACUCCACAGAGAUGGCUGCAAACAAUUCUUUUCUCUCGUGGUUUGGAGGUGGCUCCACAGAUCAUAACAACACAUUUACUGGAGGAGAGAUGGAUGAUAUGGGAGAGGUUGUAAAAAAAACUCACGAGUUCCUAGAUAAAGCCCUGGACUACCUCUGUCAAAUAUUCCGGUUGAAUACAGGACAGUUGUCUCAGCUGAUUGUUAAUGUGGCAUCAGAAGAAGAUAAUGGGGGGUUUAAACGACUUCCAGACUGCAUUCCAUGUGAAAAUGGCCUUGUGUUAACAGACCUGGGCAGGUUGCAGAUCAUCAAUGGUCUUCGCAGGUUUGAAAUUGAAUAUCAAGGAGAUCCAGAGCUUCAACCUAUAAGGAGCUAUGAAAAUGCUUUCAUGGUUCGACUGCUGUUCCAGAUAUCUUCUUUUAUCAAUGGAAGGUUGGGGGACCACAUGGAGGCACUGUGCUCUCGACAUGACAUUCUGGGCCGUGUAGGAAGGCACUAUUUGACCAGUUCCUCUGUUGUGGCUGAGCAACGGCGGAGGAGCCCAGUGACACGGCAGAUGAGAGGAGGUCCACAGCGAGCCCGGCUCAGCCUGCGAGUGCUGGCCAGCUAUCGCACCCUCCUCCUGCUCCUCCUACUCUACGUGCUGUUUGCACUACUCUCUUUUGGGGUUUUCUCCUGCACUGGGCUCAUUCUCAUUGUUAGCUUUCUAUAUGAGCUCCUGUUGAAUUUCCUCAGUGAAAAACUAAAAACUCAGUAGUUGACAUUGCCACAAUUUUGGUUUAUUUGCUCUCUUUUUUAAAAACAAAUGUCAACACAAAAAUCCCAAUGUCCUUUUAUUAAGAUGCUGAAUGGUUUGCUAUUUAAGUUUUUGCAUUGCAAGUGUGAUUUUGUGUUUUAAUGACAAAACAGAAUAGGAAAUUAAUUUAGGGGAAUAAAAGGAAUAUUCCGGAUUUAAUACAAGUUAAGCUCAAUCGACAGCAUUUGUGGCAUAAUAUUGAUUACCACAAAUAAAAAAAAUUAGACUUACCCCCUCCUUUUCUUAAAAGGAAAAAGUAUUGGUUACUGUGAGCCACCUACAAUGGAAGUGAAUAUAUAUUAUUAAUUGCAUUUUUCUGGAACUGACUGCUUUUCAUUAAACAGGCAUAAUGAAAGCCUCACGUGAAAUUAUUGGAUUUGCAUUAUUAUACAAACAUGGAUAUCUAUCAAAUCUCGAGAUAACGUCAAAUAGUUUGAGUGUGUUAAAUCAGUAGCGUCUGGUUUAGAGGAAGUAGUGCGGUUACCAUAACAACCUCUGCAGGGUUAAAAGUUGCUGCGUGAAGGUGUGCAGUCUUUGUAAACACUUACGCCCUGUAUGCACAGAAAGGCAGGUAAUAAACGAGAGCCUGACUAUCAUUUAUUUUGGCGGGAAGGGGGUUUUGCGCUAAACACAAAUUAUGGUAAUUUGCAGACUGUUUAAAUGAACACCAAAGCAUGACGUAUCGAACAUUUAGUUUUAAGUCUUUGACAGGAUCAUUUAUUUCCACAACGAAAUGGAUAAUCGAGUCGUCUCGCAGCAGAGGAAUAUUUCCUAUGAAAAGUAGCACGGAGAGACUGAAGAAGUUGCAUGAUGAAAUAGAGCGUUUAAAACAGGUAAAUAAAGGUAAUUGGAUAUAAAUUAUACUGUCCAUUUAUUUCCUGUUAUUUAGGUAUUGUAAUGUACAAUAAUUUUAAUUGGUGGGUCAUAAUUGUGCAUUAUCUAUUAAAUGUGUUUUUAUUUGAUUAAUUUCUUAUGAUUCAAGCUUUGUAUAUUCCACAACUAAUUAUAGUUCAUGUUUGUUUGUUUUUUCUGAAAACAUGUUAAGGUAAUUGAAAAUCAUACGGUUCCUAUGCUGCAAUUACAAUCUCUUCUUGCAUAUAUAAAUGCGUUAAUGAGGAUGUGGAGCCUGUUUACGGGUGUAUCGGAGGUGAUACUUUGGUUGCCCGGUGGCCGAGUGUUGCUGAAUUAGGAAAAUGAAAGACUGGCAUCGGUAUAACCUCUGUGGGUGGCAUAGUAUCAAAGUGACUAUGAAAAGGAGAUUUUUUUUUUUUUUUUUUUAAAUCAAGUUAAAAGCGUUUUUGGUAGCACCUUACAAGGUUCCAUUUGACAAUGAACAAUACUUUAACAGCAUGUAUUAAACUUGGUUAAUGUUGACAUUACUGCACUAUGAAAUAAUAAUGAACAAUUGUAUUUUUAUUUACUAAUAAAUGCUGUAAAAAGUAUAUUGCUCAUUGUUAGUUAAUGAUACCUAAUGUAGGCUAUUAACUAAUGUUAACGAAUGGAACUGUAAUGUAAAGUGUUAUUGUAUGUCUUAUGAUCGAAGUUUUCAGUAACCAAGUUCGGUUACCGAGUCCAAAAUAUAUAUACACUGAUCUGCCACAUCAUUAAAACCACCUGCUUAAGAAUAGCAUUCUGAGAUGCUGUUCUUCUCACCACAGUUGUACAGAGCGGUUAUCUGAGUUACUGUAGACUUUGUCAGUUUAAACCAGUCUGGCCAUUCUUCAUUGACCUCUCUCAUCACAAGGCAUUUCCAUCCACAGAACUGACUCUCACUGGACAUUUUUGUGUUUGUUUUUGGCACCAUUCUGAGUAAAUUCUAGAGACUGUUGUGAGUGAAAAUCACAGGAGAUCAGCAGUUACAGAAAUACUCAAACCAGCUCAUCUGGUACCAACAAUCAAGCCCCGGUCCAAAUCUGCAUGAUUUUAUCUGCUGCUACACCACUGACUGAUUAGAUAAUAUAUCUGUGUGUGCGAGUUCUAUUCUCUACAUAUUACCAAUAUCAUCAUAAUUGUGUAAUAGCUGUCAAAUGUUUUGUAAAUUCUAAUAUCUACAGUGAAUUCAUACAAUAAAUUUUUUGUUAACCAAGACAAUGGUUUCAUUGAAUUGUUUUACAUCUGUUGUACUAAAUUGUUAACAGUUUAAAUUUAGCUGAAAACCCACUAAAUUAUCAAAUAUGUAGUGGAAGAUAACUUUUUUAAAUUUAAAUUCCGUAUUUCAAUCAAUGCCAAAAACAGCAACAUCCCUCAUAUAGUGUGACAGUAUGCCCCAUCGUGUCACGAAUGGUCACCAUUUUAAAUUAACUGAAGCUUAUAUAUUUUUCUCUGCUCUUCAAUAGCUUAUUUUUUUUUAUUUUUUUUUGUAGUCGAGACUUCUAUGUAUCUAUUCAAUAAUUGAUCAAUCAAACCUGAGAAAUAGUCACUGGUGUACAAUGUCUAACAACUACCCCUAAUCUCCCCUUCCUAAGACAAAGAUAACAUUUUGACACGCAUCACAAGUUUAACAUCAUGAUCCUUUUUUUUUUUUUCUUCCUGAUAAUGUGUUUACAGAUUUGCAGUUCAAACUGAUCACAGAGCAUCCAAAAUCAAGCAGUAAAGGUUGAGUCAUAACUGUGUUCAGCCUCAUGUUUUCUUCAUCAAAACAAUAGGUAUAGUCUCAUCAUUUUAAGUGCAGUGAAACCACAUCAAAUUAUCCAGGGAUGUCCACAGCAGACAGGAUAGGUGUUCCUUUGGAAGCCAAAGCAGGGUUCCUCAUUUCUCUAC